Messenger RNA from Cladophialophora psammophila CBS 110553, 1839 nucleotides. RefSeq lists its product as uncharacterized. The record is from RefSeq and is a predicted model, not a curated record. Bases 1 to 1839 code for a protein of 612 amino acids. The transcript has 2 exons. NCBI's taxonomy places the organism in Eukaryota, Fungi, Ascomycota, Eurotiomycetes, Chaetothyriales, Herpotrichiellaceae.
AUGCCCUGCUUCAAAGGCCUCGCUGUGAGCAUACACACUCCCAAUGGGCCUUUGCCAGAAUACUCGGUACAGAGAACCUCUCGACUCUCAAGAAUCAGUGCCUACAUCCCGGUGCCGCCUGCGCAAAUUCCCGCCGACUCUCUGACCGGCAAACCCGAACAGUCGACUUUCGCCAUCUCUAUCACCCUCCUCACUCCUGGCCAGGAAGUGCCAUACUCCACUCCGAAGGCUACACCAGAUAAUGCUAAUCCAAAACCUAAACUUGUGGGAGGACUUCCUGGUCACACAAGCGAUCGAGGAAAGUAUACAAGCUCUGUUGGGCCGUAUGUCCCCUUGACAACUUCGCCGAACGAAACUAUCGCCGCCUACAUCUACUUCGAUGGCCGAGCCAAAGAGGAAGUUGCCACGCUGCUAAGGAAGGGUGAAGAGACCUGGGUGAAUUCUCGAUGGGUCAGCGUCCCCGAGAAAGAAGGAGGCGGUUUGGCAGAACGAGAGUUUUUGUUUCGUGAAGUUGGCCUCGAGCGGUGGCUGAAUGGUCUAGACCUCGACGGUAAAGAUGCAGCGGCAACCAUUGAGAGACGCAGACAGAAAUUGGAGAAGAGACGAAGAAAGCGGAAGGAGACCACUGGGAGUGAAGACGAGUCCAAUGGAGUGCAGACGAAAGAUAGAACAAAGAACACCAUGCGCUACGGCGAAGGAGGCGAAUUGAAGGACGUUUCGGAUGAUGAAGAGUCUUUAAGCGACACCGGUUCUUCGGAAGAUGAUGACGACCCGAUACCAGAGGCAGCAGGCCAGAUUAAGGUCGCCUUGUUCCGGGUACUAGCUUCGGGAGAGAUCAAGCGAGGAGAAUAUUCACCUCAAUUCGAUGCGCAUGAUGAUUCGGAAGGUUCAGACGUUGGAGAAGGCGCCGGUAAUGGAGAGGGCAAGAAUCGGGCAGAUGUCGACCACACCACCAGUUUUGCUAAACCAAAGACCUUGGAUCCCAAAACCAUCUCGACACAAACGGUGACUGGUAUUGACCCCACCGACAAACCUUAUGCGGUCUUCACGUUCCUUUACCGAGGGGAACGUCAGUUGCAAAAGAUGGGCAUUCUUGCCGGAGCCAAAUCCGACAAGACACCCACCAACACGAAGAGACGCAGCAUAGCGGCAGAGCUUCCCAAGCUUGGACCUCUCAAGAAAGAGGGAACUGCCGGGUUUUCUAACUUCCGCGACUCGGAAGGACGACGGAGCCGAAAAAGCAAAGGGACAAGCGAUGAUGAGAUGGAGAGUGAGAGUGACGAUGACGCAGCCGGCAUCAUUGGCAGGAUGGAAGAUAUCAAUGAUGCGGAUUCAAAGAAGGACCCAAGCAUGCUUACUCCUGAAGAUGCAGAGCGAACAGGCCAAGUUGCAGAAGGUAUCCGUAAAAUGAAGCUCAAACGACAGCAUUCGGCAGAACCGCUCAACAGUAACGGUGUGACAGAACCUCGCAAGAGCUCGAAAUCGGGUAGCCCUUCGGGUAGUUCGACCCCCAAAGCUGGUGUCGUUGAGCUUGCAACGUCGCCGGCGGGUACGAGCAUGGGGACGUCCGGUAUGAGCAGCAGCCUGGACGUCCAAAAAGAUGAUGAUAGUUUCAUGGUCGGCAGUCCGAUGAAAAGACAGCGAGCAAGCAUCGCGGAUUUCGAUGAAGACAUCAAAAAGCGAUUAGGUGGUGGCCUGUCCACGUCUUCGAGCACUAUCGGCGAGAUCCUGGGGGCUUCAGGACCAUCUCAAUCGGCUGCAACGCAUGCCAAUCCUUCUGGCCUGCAAUUCGGUGGCCCACUGAUCAAAGAACCAGCUGCUGACGACGAAGAGCUCUGA